Messenger RNA from Schizophyllum commune H4-8, 764 nucleotides. Its product is annotated as acyl-CoA N-acyltransferase. Lineage: Eukaryota; Fungi; Basidiomycota; Agaricomycetes; Agaricales; Schizophyllaceae. The record is from RefSeq and is a predicted model, not a curated record. Gene Ontology annotation, molecular function: acyltransferase activity, transferring groups other than amino-acyl groups. The transcript has a single exon. Bases 94 to 708 code for a protein of 204 amino acids.
UCACCAUCGAUUUCGACUCAGGAUUAGUCAACGGAUGGCGAGGUAUAUGAAGGGCAUCGCGGAAGCGUACGCCCACUUCUCUCCGUACACCCCAUGGUCCGUCACGAUAUCACCUUGACUUCGCCCACGGGCAAGCUCGUGCUAACCUGCCCUUCCGACCAAGACGACAAUGAGAGGAUUGCGCUGUUGCGGACCCAUCCGGAAACCCUGCGCUACCUCCCCAUCCUCCCGAAGACAAUGACAGUCGAGGAUGUCAUAAAGCGCCGGGAAUCACGCUUGGACGAUCCUAAGACGCUGGACUGGAACGUCGACAUCGUCGAUGCAGAUGGCAAGCGCACGUUGGUUGCAAUGACCACCAUCUUCGCUAUCGACGAGGAGUACAGUUCGGGAGAGACGGGGAUCCUUGUUGCCCCUGAUGCGCAUCGCUCGGGGCUGGGGACGGAGGUUUUGUACACGGUGCUGAAGUAUGGGUUCGAGACGAUGAAGCUGCACCGAAUACAAUUUCAGACGGGGGCGGACAACGUUGGUAUGCGAGGCUGGCUGGAUCGGGUCGCGGGGGCGUACUACGAGGGUGCGCGACGGGAUGGGUGGAAAGGCAUAGAUGGCAAGUUUGCGGACGUCGCAGUCUAUAGCAUCUUGGAGGACGAGUGGCGGGAGAAGACAAAGCGCUUGUUGCUUGAGCGAUUGAAGGUCGAAGAUGAAUCAUGAUAUACGUACUUUACAAUGCAGAAUACCUCUCAAAUUUCAGCACCGGUUUGACUCGA